This is a messenger RNA of Apodemus sylvaticus (European woodmouse), 573 nucleotides long. RefSeq names its product interferon alpha-12-like. The transcript has a single exon. Gene Ontology annotation, molecular function: cytokine activity; type I interferon receptor binding. Lineage: Eukaryota; Metazoa; Chordata; Mammalia; Rodentia; Muridae. Bases 1 to 573 code for a protein of 190 amino acids. Gene Ontology annotation, cellular component: extracellular region. The record is from RefSeq and is a predicted model, not a curated record. Gene Ontology annotation, biological process: B cell differentiation; adaptive immune response; response to exogenous dsRNA.
AUGGCUAGGCUCUGUGCUUUCCUGAUGGCCCUGGUGGUGAUGAACUACUGGUCAACCUGCUCUCUAGGAUGUGACCUGCUUCAGCAACAAAACCUCAGCAACAAGAGAGCCUUGACCCUCCUGGCACAAAUGAGGAGACUCUCCCCUGUCUCCUGCCUAAAGGACAGGAAGGACUUUGGAUUCCCCCUGAAGAAGGUGGAUGCCCAGCAGAUGCAAAAGGCUCAAGCCAUCCCUGUCCUGAGUGAGCUGACCCAGCAGGUCCUGACCCUCUUCACAUCAAAGGACUCAUCUGCUGCUUGGGAUGCAACCCUCCUAGACUCAUUCUGCAAUGACCUCCACCAGCAGCUCAAUGACCUGCAAGCUUGUCUGAUGCAGCAGGUGGGGGUACAGGAACCUCCCCUGACCCAGGAAGACUCCCUGUUGGCUGUGAGGAAAUACUUCCACAGGAUCACUGUGUACCUGAGAGAGAAGAAACACAGCCUCUGUGCCUGGGAGGUGGUCAGAGCAGAAGUCUGGAGAGCCCUGUCUUCCUCAGUUAACUUUCUGGCAAGACUGAUUGAGGAGAAGGAGUGA